Mercurialis annua (annual mercury) is the source of this 2196-nucleotide messenger RNA. RefSeq names its product thymidine kinase a-like. Gene Ontology annotation, molecular function: ATP binding; thymidine kinase activity; RNA binding. The transcript is spliced from 3 exons. The record is from RefSeq and is a predicted model, not a curated record. NCBI's taxonomy places the organism in Eukaryota, Viridiplantae, Streptophyta, Magnoliopsida, Malpighiales, Euphorbiaceae. The coding region runs from base 416 to 1999 and encodes 527 amino acids. Gene Ontology annotation, biological process: thymidine metabolic process; RNA modification.
UCUGAGAGUAGUUCCGCCCCGGUGUAUGAGGGUGAAUGAUUGAUUGUGUGAUCAUACAACUUUUUCUUCUAUCUGAUAAAGAUAUUGCUAAUUGCAAGUUAUAGCUUUCCUUAGUCCUUUUCUUGAGUAUCUUCUUCAUAUAGCUUUCAGAUAGUGGGGUAAAACACUAGAAUAGUCAACCCGAGGGGGCUAAACUAUUUACGGAAAUAAAAGCGAGGGACUAUAUUGUUUAAUUUUCAAACAGAAAGGAUUAAAGUGUGUAUUAUAACAAAUAUGAGGGUCUCAUAGUAAUUUUCUCUUUAAAAUAGAAAGAGAGUGAAACCAGCUUAAACCCCUCUCUUCUGCUCUCUUCUUAAACCCUAAAUUUAGCUAACAUGUCAAAAAAAUUAAUCUAACAAUCAAAAAAACCCUUGAAAUGUUAACUACUAUUUCAAAAAUGAAGUGUGUAUUAUUAUCCCUACCAUUUUCACCCAUUUCUUUAGCUUCAAAAUCUAAAAUUUUCUCAAAUGCAAAAACUUUUAAAAAUUCCAUUUCUUUACCAAUUGCUACUUCUACUCCUAUGCUCUCUAUUCUCCCAAUUCAAAACCGAUGCCUUUACUCGGAGUCCGAUCCUUCUCAUUCCUCCGGAGAAAUUCAUGUCAUUGUUGGCCCUAUGUUCGCCGGAAAAACCACCACACUUCUCCGGCGAAUGCAGUCAGAAAGCACUGAUGGCAGUUUUCAGGUUGAGAAUUUGCUUCGAUUUGAAAAAACACUAAAGGGUCUUUGUUGUUCCGGGAGAAUGACGGAAGCUGUGGCGCUAUUAUGGCGUACGGGUUUUAAAGUUGAGCAUCGCAUUUACGCGCUUAUGUUGCAAGAAUGUAUAUUUAGGAAACAGUACAUGAUGGGGAUGAGAAUUCAUGCACAAAUGGUUGUUGUUGGGUAUGUUGGUAAUGAAUAUUUGAAAAAUAAGUUGUUGAUAUUGUAUGCAAAAUCGGGAGAUUUAAGGACUGCACGUGUGUUUUUCGACAGUUUGUUGGAUAAAAGCUUGAUUUCUUGGAAUGCUAUUAUUGCUGGAUAUGUACAAAAGGGACUUGAUGAAAUAGGCCUUAGUCUUUAUUAUAGGAUGAGACAAAAUGGUUUGAUACCGGACCAGUAUACCUUUGCAUCUGCUUUUAGAGCUUGUGCUGCUUUGGCAACGCUAGAGCAUGGUAAGAAAGCCCACUGUGUGAUGCUAAAGUGUUAUUUAAGAGAGAAUGUUGUAGUCAAUAGCGCCCUUAUAGAUAUGUACUUUAAAUGCAGCAAUCUUGUUGAUGGACAUAAGGUCUUUAGCAAGUCAUCAAACAGGAAUGUGGUUACGUGGACUUCGUUAAUAUCUGGUUAUGGCCAGCAUGGAAGAGUUACAGAGGUUUUAGACUCGUUUCGUAGGAUGAAAGAUGAUGGUUUUAGGCCAAAUUAUGUUACUUUUCUUGCUGUCCUUUCUGCUUGUAGUCACGGAGGUUUGAUUGAUAAGGGUUGGGAUUACUUCUUGUCUAUGGAGCGGGACUAUGGAAUCCGUCCUAGAGGGCAACAUUAUGCAGCCAUGGUUGACCUUCUAGGUCGUUCUGGGAGGUUACGAGAGGCUUAUAAGUUUGUUCUUGAUGCACCGUGUAAAGAACAUUCAGUUAUAUGGGGUGCAUUGCUCGGAGCUUGUAGGAUUCAUCGAGACAUGCACCUGUUAAAACUCGUAGCUAAGAAAUUCUUUGAAUUGAAUCCGGAAAAUGCUGGAAAAUAUGUAGUCUUAUCAAAUGCCUAUGCUACUUUUGGGUGUUGGGAUGCUGUUGCAAAGGUUAGGGUUAUGAUGAGUGAUUCGGGAAUAUCGAAGGAGCCUGCCUAUAGCAUGAUUGAAGUUCAAGGGGAGGUGUACUGCUUCUUAAUGGGUGAUAAGUCGCAUCAAAAGUUUGAAGAGAUAUGUAGGACAAUUAUUAGAUUGAACUGCAUUUUAAUGGAUGCUGCCUAUAUCCCUGACAUAAGUAACCAAUAAUUGAUGAAUAAACUUGAAAUUUUCUUACAUUUCAAAUCCAAUAUCCACGCUUGGUUAUUAGUUGAGCUUCCUUUGACUUCUGGAAUUAGAUUGAUAAUUUGAAGUAAGUAGAAAUGUAGCAAUCAUAAAAUCAAACAAGGAUACAAGAUAUGGUUUGGAUUCAAUAGUGACACAUGAUGGAGUGAAGCUGCCUUGUG